AUGGGAAUCGCGCUUCAUCCAAAGCUUCUGGUGAAGGAGAAUCAGAUCUUCACCUUGUGCAUGUUCUUCGCCGUGCUGUUUGUCGUGCCCUUUUCCAUUGUCUGCUGUUGCUUAAGGGGGUCCAACAUCUCCAGCAAUGGCGUGUGUGGGGAGACCUUGAAGGUUUUCCACUCCUGCAUAGACAUCGAGGUGGCAGACCAGGACAUGCCUGGACUCUUCGCAGCCUCGGUGGAGUCCCGUCGACAAAUCUGCGCGGACUUGAGCCCAAUGCUGGAGGUCAUGAUCCGCAAAAACCCAGAGCCUAUGAAGCCUGGCUCGGUUGUGCAGUUCGUCCAGGCCACGGGUAGUGGAGAGGAGAAAGGUCGAAGAGGCGUUCUUCGAAACAAAGGACCUGAUGGCCGGUGGGAGGUCGAGGUGUGGCCUGUGACUGGCCCACCCAAGAGUGCGGCAGAGGUGCAGACAAAGGUCUUUCCUCAGUCCGUCUUGGCUGCGGCGGAGCCCAGGAUCAGCUGCCCCUUCAGCGAUCCUUCGAUCCGACGCGGCACUGCCGUCCUCUGGGCUCACAUGUGGCGGCUACAUCCGCACAUGCCUCCAGCGGUGCAGGCAGAGUUGACGGGGCGGUUGAUGCAUCUACCCAAGUUGGGACGAGCAAUGACCUCCAUAGCAGCCCACGGCGAAGGCGACCGCUCCGGCUUUGUGGACGUCGUGCGCAGCUCCAUCAAAUUCCAGCGCUGCCUCGUGCAGGCGAUGGACUUUGACGACUCACCCCUGCUGCAACUUCCACACGUGAGGUCAGUACCUGCAAAUCCUCCGACGCUGCGGGAGGUUGUGGAGUCGUGUGGCGAGGCGUCCCUUCUCCGGCGAAUUGGGAACUUCUCCGCAGAACAGGUCUUGGACAUCCAAGCCUUCUGCAGACAUGCCCCCCUGGUGGAGUUAAGCUAUGUGGUCGAGGUGAACGACGAGCCGGAUAUGGCAGAGGGGGACCUUGGUACCCUCAAAAUCACCCUCACGCGCACGAACUUGGACGCGACCGAAAGUGUCGGUGCAGUUCAUGCGCCUCUGUUUCCAGGAGUGAAGUUCGAGGAAUGGUGGUUGCUGGUCUACGACAAUCGUGGUCGAAGGAUGAUCGCGACAGACCUUGUCUUGGGCACUGGCAGAGAGUGCAAGAGCAAUGUGACAUUCAUCGUUCCACGUCCCGGCGACUUCAGCUGGACUGUCCAUGCAAUGUGCGACUCCUAUGCAGGCCUUGACGUGCAGUGCGACGUCCACUUCCGGGCUGCAAAGAAGAACGAGGUGGACAGGCCAUCCUGUGACGCCUCGAUUCAACGGCUGGCUUGGGGUAAGGGCAGCAAGAGUGCUAG
Symbiodinium necroappetens is the source of this 1361-nucleotide messenger RNA. The record is from the annotation of a GenBank genome assembly. Lineage: Eukaryota; Dinophyceae; Suessiales; Symbiodiniaceae.